This is a messenger RNA of Closterium sp. NIES-65, 12237 nucleotides long. NCBI's taxonomy places the organism in Eukaryota, Viridiplantae, Streptophyta, Zygnematophyceae, Desmidiales, Closteriaceae. The record is from the annotation of a GenBank genome assembly.
AUGGUCGUGGACGUGGACCUGGACGUGGACCUGGACGUGGACAUGGACGUGGACAUGGUCGUGGACGUGGACGUGGACGUGGACAUGGACGUGGACGUGGACGUGGACGUGGACAUGGACGUGGACGUCGACGUGGACAUGGACGUGGACGUGGACGUGGACGUGGACAUGAACGUGGACGUGGACGUGGACGUGGAUAUGGACGUGGACGUGGAGGUGGACGUGGACGUGGACGUGGACGUGGACGUUGUCGUGGACGUGGACGUGGACGUCGACGUGGACAUGGACGUGGACGUGGACGUGGACCUGGACGUGGACGUGGACAUGGACGUGGACGUGGAUGUGGAGGACUUGGACGUGGACAUGGACGUGGACGUGGACAUGGACGUGGACCUGGACGUGGACGUGGACAUGGACGUGGACGUGGAUGUGGAGGACUUGGACGUGGACAUGGACGUGGACGUGGACGUGGACAUGGACGUGGACGUGGACGUGGACGUGGAUGUGGACGUGGACGUGGACGUGGACAUGGACAUGGACGUGGACGUGGACAUGGACGUGGACGUGGACAGGGACGUGGACGUGGACAUGGACGUCGACAUGGACGUGGACGUGGAGGUGGACGUGGACGUGGACGUGGACAUGGACAUGGACGUGGACGUGGACGUGGACAUGGACGUGAUCGUAGACGUGGACGUGGACAUGGACGUUGACGUGGACGUUGAGGACUUGAACGUGGACUGGACGUGGACGUGGACGUGGACGGACGUGGACGUGGACGUGGACGUCGACAUGGACAUGGACGUGGACAUGGACGUGGACGUGGACAGGGACGUGGACGUCGACAUGGACGUGGACGUGGAGGUGGACGUGGACGUGGACGUGGACGUGGACGUGGUCGUGGACGUUUACGUGGACAUGGACGUGGACGUGGACGUGGACAUGGAGAUGGACAUGGACGUAGACGUGGACAUGGACGUGGACGUGGACGUGGACGUGGACGUGGACGUAGACGUGGACAUGGACGUGGACGUGGACAUGGACGUGGACGUGGACGUGGACGUCGACGUGGACGUGGACAUGGACGUGGACGUGGAUGUGGACGUGGACGUGGAUGUGGACGUGGACGUGGACGUGGACGUGGACGUGGACAUGGACGUGGACGUGGACGUGGACGUGGACGUGGACGUGGUCGUGGACGUGUACGUAGACAUGGACGUGGACGUGGACGUGGACAUGGACAUGGACGUGGACGUGGACAUGGACGUGGACGUGGACGUCGACGUGGACAUGGACGUGGAUGUGGACAUGGACGUGGUCAUGCACGUGGACGUGGACGUGGACAUGAACGUAGACGUGGACGUGGACGUGGACAUGGACGUGGACGUGGACGUGGACAUGGAGGUGGACGAGGACGUGGACAUGGACGUGGACAAGGACGUGGAUUUGGACGUGGACGUGGACGUGGACAUGGACGUGGACGUGGACGUGGACGUCGACAUGGACGUGGACGUGGAGGUGGACGUGGACGUGGACAUGGACGUGGACAUCGACCUGGACGUGGACGUGGACAUGGACGUGGACGUGGACGUGGAUGUGGACGUGGACGUGGAGAUGGACGUGGACAUGGACGUGGACGUAGACGUGGAGGUGGACAUGGACGUAGACGUGGACAUGGAUGUGGACGUGGAGGUGGACGUGGACAUGGACGUGGACGUGGACAUGGACAUGAACGUGGACAUGGACGUGGACGUGGACAUGGACGUGGACAUGGACGUGGACGUGGACGUGGACGUGGACAUGGACGUGGACGUGGACGUGGACGUGGUCGUGGACGUGGACGUGGAUGUGGACAUGGACGUGGACAUGGACGUGGACGUGAACGUGGUCGUAGACGUGGACGUGGACAUGGACGUGGACGUGGACGUGGACUUGGAGGACUUGAACGACUUGGACGUGGACAUGGACGUGGACGUGGACAUGGACUUGGACGUGGACGUGGACGUGGACGUCGACGUGGACAUGGACGUGGACGUGGACGUGGACGUGGACGUGGAUAUGGACGUGGACAUGGACGUGGACAUGGACGUAGGCGUGGAUUUGGACGUGGACGUGGACAGGGACGUGGACGUGGACGUGGACGUCGACAUGGACGUGGACGUGGAGGUGGAUGUGGACAUGGACGUGGACGUGGACCUGGACAUGGACGUGGACGUGGUCGUGGACGUGGACGUGGACAUGGACGUGGACGUGGACGUGGACGUGGAGGACUUGAACGUGGACUUGGACGUGGACAUGGACGUGGACGUGGACAUGGACGUGGACGUGGACAUGGACGUGGACGUGGACAUGGAAAGGGACGUGGACGUGGACGUGGACGUCGACAUGGACGUGGACGUGGACAUGGACAUGGACGAGGACGUGGACAUGGACGUGGACGUGGACGUAGACGUGGACGUGGAUGUGGACGUGGACGUGGACGUGGACGUGGACGUGGACGUUGAGGUGGACGUGGACGUGGUCAUGGACGUGUACGUGGACAUGGACGUGGACGUGGACGUGGACAUGGACAUGGACGUGGACGUAGACGUGGACAUGGACGUGGACGUGGACGUGGACGUGGACGUAGACGUGGACAUGGACGUGGACGUGGACAUGGACGUGGAUGUGGACGUGGACGUGGACGUCGACGUGGACGUGGACAUGGACGUGGACGUGGACGUGGACGUGGAUGUGGACGUGGACGUGGACGUGGACGUGGACGUGGACAUAGACGUGGACGUGGACGUGGACGUGGACGUGGUCGUGGACGUUUACGUGGACAUGGACGUGGACGUGGACGUGGACAUGGACAUGGACGUGGACGUGGACAUGGACGUGGACGUGGACGUCGACGUGGACAUGGACGUGGAUGUGGACAUGGACGUGGUCAUGCACGUGGACGUGGACGUGGACAUGAACGUAGACAUGGACGAGGACGUGGACAUGGACGUGGACAAGGACGUGGAUUUGGACGUGGACGUGGACGUGGACAUGGACGUGGACGUGGACGUGGACGUCGACAUGGACGUGGACGUGGAGGUGGACGUGGACGUGGACAUGGACGUGGACAUCGACCUGGACGUGGACGUGGACAUGGACGUGGACGUGGACGUGGAUGUGGACGUGGACGUGGAGAUGGACGUGGACAUGGACGUGGACGUAGACGUGGACGUGGACAUGGACGUAGACGUGGACAUGGAUGUGGACGUGGAGGUGGACGUGGACAUGGACGUGGACGUGGACAUGGACAUGAACGUGGACAUGGACGUGGACGUGGACAUGGACGUGGACAUGGACGUGGACGUGGACGUGGACGUGGACAUGGACGUGGACGUGGACGUGGUCGUGGACGUGGACGUGGAUGUGGACAUGGACGUGGACAUGGACGUGGACGUGGACGUGGACGUGGUCCUCGACGUGGACGUGGACAUGGACGUGGACGUGGACGUGGACUUGGAGGACUUGAACGACUUGGACGUGGACAUGGACGUGGACGUGGACAUGGACUUGGACGUGGACGUGGACGUGGACGUGGACAUGGACGUGGACGUGGACGUGGACGUGGAUAUGGACGUGGACAUGGACGUGGACAUGGACGUGGGCGUGGAUUUGGACGUGGACGUGGACAGGGACGUGGACGUGGACGUGGACGUCGACAUGGACGUGGACGUGGAGGUGGAUGUGGACAUGGACGUGGACGUGGACCUGGACAUGGACGUGGACGUGGACGUGGUCGUGGACGUGGACGUGGACAUGGACGUGGACGUGGACGUGGACGUGGAGGACUUGAACGUGGACUUGGACGUGGACAUGGACGUGGACGUGGACAUGGACGUGGACGUGGACAUGGACGUGGACGUGGACGUGGACAGGGACGUGGACGUGGACGUCGACAUGGACGUGGACGUGGACAUGGACGUGGACGUGGACAGGGACGUGGACGUGGACGUGGUCGUGGACGUGGACGUGGACGUGGACGUGUACAUGGACAGGGACGUGGACGUGGACGUGGAGGACGUGGACGUUGACGUGGACGUGGACAUGGACGUGGUCGUGGACGUGGACGUGAACAUGGACGUGGAGGAGGUGGACGUUGAGGUGGACGUGGACAUGGACGUGGUCGUGGACGUGGAGGACUUGGACGUGGACGUGGACGUGAACGUGGACAUGGACGUGGUCGUGGACAUGGACGUAGACGUGGACGUGGACCUGGACGUGGACAUGGACGUGGACGUGGACGUGGACAUGAACGUGGACGUGGACGUGGAUAUGGACGUGGACGUGGAGGUGGACGUGGACGUGGACGUGGAUGUGGACGUGGACAUGGAUGUGGACGUAGACGUGGACGUGGACGUUGUCGUGGAUGUGGACGUGGACGUGGACGUCGACGUGGACAUGGACGUGGACGUGGACGUGGACCUGGACGUGGACGUGGACAUGGACGUGGACGUGGAUGUGGAGGACUUGGACGUGGACAUGGACGUGGACGUGGACGUGGACAUGGACGUGGACGUGGACGUGGACGUGGAUGUGGACGUGGACGUGGACGUGGACGUGGAUAUGGACGUGGACGUGGACGUGGACAUGGACGUGGACGUGGACGUGGACAUGGACGUGGUCGUAGACGUGGACGUGGACAUGGACGUGGACGUGGACAUGGAGGACUUGAACGUGGACUGGACGUGGACGUGGACGUGGACGGACGUGGACGUGGACGUGGACGUCGACAUGGACAUGGACGUGGACAUGGACGUGGACUUGGACAGGGACGUGGACGUCGACAUGGACGUGGACGUGGAGGUGGACGUGGACGUGGACGUGGACGUGGACGUGGUCGUGGACGUGUACGUGGACAUGGACGUGGACGUGGACGUGGACAUCGACAUCGACGUGGACGUAGACGUGGACAUGGACGUGGACGUGGACGUGGACGUGGACGUGGACGUAGACGUGGACAUGGACGUGGACGUGGACAUGGACGUGGACGUGGACGUGGACGUGGACGUGGACAUGGACGUGGACGUGGACGUGGACGUGGAUGUGGACGUGGACGUGGACGUGGACGUGGACGUGGACAUGGACGUGGAUGUGGACGUGGACUUGGACGUGGACGUGGUCGUGGACGUGUACGUGGACAUGGACGUGGACGUGGACGUGGACAUGGACAUGGACAUGGACGUGGACGUGGACAUGGACGUGGACGUGGACGUCGACGUGGACAUGGACGUGGAUGUGGACGUGGACGUGGUCAUGCACGUGGACGUGGACGUGGACAUGGAGGUGGACGAGGACGUGGACAUGGACGUGGACAAGGACGUGGAUUUGGACGUGGACGUGGACGUGGACAUGGACGUGGACGUGGACGUGGACGUCGACAUGGACGUGGACGUGGAGGUGGACGUGGACGUGGACAUGGACGUGGACAUCGACCUGGUUGUGGACGUGGACAUGGACGUGGACGUGGACGUGGAUGUGGACGUGGACGUGGAGAUGGACGUGGACAUGGACGUGGACGUAGACGUGGACGUGGACAUGGACGUAGACGUGGACAUGGAUGUGGACGUGGAGGUGGACGUGGACAUGGACGUGGACGUGGACAUGGACAUGAACGUGGACAUGGACGUGGACGUGGACAUGGACGUGGACAUGGACGUGGACGUGGACGUGGACAUGGACGUGGACGUGGACGUGGACGUGGUCGUGGACUUGGACGUGGAUGUGGACAUGGACGUGGACAUGGACGUGGACGUGGACAUGGACGUGGUCGUAGACGUGGACGUGGACAUGGACGUGGACGUGGACGUGGACUUGGAGGACUUGAACGACUUGGACGUGGACAUGGACGUGGACGUGGACAUGGACUUGGACGUGGACGUCGACGUGGACGUGGACAUGGACAUGGACGUGGACGUGGACGUGGACGUGGAUAUGGACGUGGACAUGGACGUGGACAUGGACGUGGGCGUGGAUUUGGACGUGGACGUGGAUUGGGACGUGGACGUGGACGUGGACGUCGACAUGGACGUGGACGUGGAGGUGGAUGUGGACAUGGACGUGGACGUGGACCUGGACAUGGACGUGGACGUGGUCGUGGACGUGGACGUGGACAUGGACGUGGACGUGGACGUGGACGUGGACGUGGACGUGGACGUGGACGUGGACGUGGACGUGGACGUGGUCGUGGACGUGGACAUGGUCGUAGACGUAGACGUGGACGUGGACGUGGUCGUGGACAUGGACGUGGACGUGGACGUGGACGUGGACGUGGACAUGGACGUGGACGUGGACGUGGACGUAGACGUGGACGAGGACAUGGAUGUGGAUGUCGAAGUGGACGUGGACGUGGACGUGGACAUGGACGUGGACAUGGACGUGGAUGAGGACGUGGACGUGGACGUGGACAUGGACGUGGACGUGGACGUGGACAUGGACGUGGAGAUGGACAUGGACGUGGACGUGGACGUGGAGGUGGACAUGAACGUGGACAUGGACGUGGACGUGGACGUGGACGUGGACGUGGACGUGGACGUGGACAUGGACGUGGACGUGGACAUGGACGUGGACGUGGAGAUGGACGUGGAUGUGGACAUGGACGUGCACGUGGACGUAAACGUAGACGUGGAAGUGGACAUGGACGUGGACGUCAAAGUGGACGUGGACGUGGACAUGGACGUGGACGUGGAUGUGGACGUGGACGUGGACGUGGACGUGGACAUGGACGUGGACGUGGACGUGGACGUGGUCGUGGACGUGGACGUGGACGUGGACAUGGACGUGGACGUGGACGAGGACGUGGACAUAGACGUGGACGUGGGCGUGGAUGUGGACGUGGACGUGGACGUGGACCUGGACAUGGACGUGGAUGUGGACGUGGACAUGGUCGUGGACGUGGACCUGGACGUGGACGUGGACGUGGACGUGGACAUGGACGUGGACAUGGUCGUGGACAUGGACGUGGACGUUGACAUGGACGUGGAGGUGGACGUGGACGUGGACGUGGACGUGGACAUGGACGUGGACGUGGACGUGGUCGUGGACGUGGACGUGGACGUGGACGUGGACAUGGACGUGGACGUGGACGUGGACAUCGACGUGGACGUCGACGUGGACAUGGACGUAGACGUGGACGUGGACGUGGAUGUGGACAUGGACGUGGACGUGGACAUCGACGUGGUCGUGGACGUGGACGUGGACAUCGACGUGGACGUGGACGUGGACGUGGACGUGGUCGUGGUCGUGGACGUGGACGUAGACGUGGACGUGGACGUAGACAUGGUCGUGGACGUGGACAUGGAGGUGGACGUGGACGUGGACAUGGACGUGGAUGUGGACAUGGACGUAGACGUGGACAGGGACGUGGACGUGGACGUGGACGUCGACAUGGACGUGGACGUGGACAUGGACGUGGACGUGGACGUGGACAUGGACGUGGACAUGGACGUGGACGUGGACGUGGACAUGGACGUGGACAUGGACGUGGACGUGGACGUGGACAUGGACGUGGUCGUGGACGUGGACGUGGACAUGGACGUGGACGUGGACGUGGACGUAGACGUGGACGUGGACGUGGACAUGGACGUGGACGUGGACGUGGACGUGGACGUGGACGGGGACGUGGACGUGGACGUUUACUUGGACAUGGACGUGGACGUGGACAUGGACGUGGACGUGGACGUGGACGCGGACAUGGAAGUGGACAUGGACGUGGACGUGGACGUGGACGUGGACGUGGACAUGGACGUGGACAUGGAAGUGGUCGUGGACGUGGACGUGGACAUGGACGUGGACGUGGAGGUGGACGUGGACAUGGACGUGGACGUGGACAUGGACAUGAACGUGGACAUGGACGUGGACGUGGACAUGGACGUGGACAUGGACGUGGACAUGGACGUGGACGUGGACAUGGACGUGGACGUGGACGUGGACGUGGUCGUGGACGUGGACAUGGACGUGGACAUGGACGUGGACGUGGACGUGGACGUGGUCGUAGACGUGGACGUGGACAUGGACGUGGACGUGGACGUGGACUUGGAGGACUUGAACGACUUGGACGUGGACAUGGACGUGGACGUGGACAUGGACGUGGACGUGGACGUGGACGUGGACGUGGACGUGGACGUGGACAUGGAUGUGGACGUGGACGUGGACGUAGACGUGGAUAUGGACGUGGACAUGGACGUGGACAUGGACGUGGGCGUGGAUUUGGACGUGGACGUGGACAGGGACGUGGACGUGGACGUGGACGUCGACAUGGACGUGGACGUGGAGGUGGACGUGGACAUGGACGUGGACGUGGACCUGUACAUGGACGUGGACGUUGACGUGGUCGUGGACGUGGACGUGGACAUGGACGUGGACGUGGACAUGGACGUGGACGUGGACGUGGAAGUCGACGUGGACGUGGACGUGGACGUGGACGUGGACGUGGACGUGGUCGUGGACGUGGACAUGGUCGUGGACGUGGACGUGGACGUGGACGUGGUCGUGGACAUGGACGUGGACGUGGACGUGGACGUGGACAUGGACGUGGACGUCGACGUGGACGUAGACGUGGACGAGGACAUGGACGUGGACGUCGAAGUGGACGUGGACGUGGACGUGGACAUGGACGUGGACAUGGUCGUGGAUGUGGACGUGGACGUGGACGUGGACAUGGACGUGGACGUGGACGUGGACAUGGACGUGGAGAUGGACAUGGACGUGGACGUGGACGUGGAGGUGGACAUGAACGUAGACGUAGACGUGGAAGUGGACAUGGACGUGGACGUCAAAGUGGACGUGGACGUGGACAUGGACGUGGACGUGGACGUGGAUGUGGACGUGGACGUGGACGUGGACAUGGACGUGGACGUGGACGUGGACGUGGUCGUGGACGUGGACGUGGACGUGGACAUGGACGUGGACGUGGACGUGGACGAGGACGUGGACAUGGACGUGGACGUGGACGUGGAUGUGGACAUGGACGUGGACGUGGACAUGGACAUGGACGUGGAUGUGGACGUGGACAUGGUCGUGGACGUGGACCUGGACGUGGACGUGGACGUGGACAUGGACGUGGACAUGGUCGUGGACGUGGACGUGGACGUGGACGUGGACGUGGACGUGGACGUGGACAUGGACGUGGACGUGGACGUGGACGGGACGUGGACAUGGACGUGGACGUGGACGUGGGACGUGGACGUGGACGUUGACGUCGACAUGGACGUGGACGUGGACAUGGACGUGGACGUGGACAUGGACGUGGACAUGGACGUGGACGUGGACGUGGACAUGGACGUGGACAUGGACGUGGACGUGGACGUGGACGUGGUCGUGGACGUGGACGUGGACGUGGACGUGGACAUGGACGUGGACGUGGACGUGGACGUAGACGUGGACGUGGACGUGGACAUGGACGUGGACGUGGACGUGGACGUGGACGUGGACGGGGACGUGGACGUGGAUGUUUACGUGGACAUGGACGUGGACGUGGACAUGGACGUGGACGUGGACGUGGACGCGGACAUGGAAGUGGACAUGGACGUGGACGUGGACGUGGACGUGGACGUGGACAUGGACGUGGACAUGGAAGUGGUCGUGGACGUGGACGUGGACAUGGACGUGGACGUGGAGGUGGACGUGGACAUGGACGUGGACGUGGACAUGGACAUGAACGUGGACAUGGACGUGGACGUGGACAUGGACGUGGACAUGGACGUGGACAUGGACGUGGACGUGGACAUGGACGUGGAUGUGGACGUGGUCGUGGACGUGGACGUGGACGUGGACAUGGACGUGGACAUGGACGUGGACGUGGACGUGGACGUGGUCGUAGACGUGGACGUGGACAUGGACGUGGACGUGGACGUGGACUUGGAGGACUUGAACGUGGACUCGACGUGGACGGACGUGGACGUGGACGUGGACGUCGACAUGGACGUGGACGUGGAGGUGGACGUGGACAUGGACGUGGACGUGGAACUGUACAUGGACGUGGACGUGGACGUGGUCGUGGACGUGGACGUGGACAUGGACGUGGACGUGGACGUGGAGGACUUGAACGUGGACUUGGACGUGGACAUGUACGUGGACGUGGACAUGGACGUGGACGUGGCCAUGGACGUGGACGUGGACGUGGAUGCGGACAUGGAAGUGGACAUGGACGUGGACGUGGACGUGGACGUGGACGUGGACGUGGACAUGGACGUGGACAUGGAAGUGGUCGUGGACGUGGACGUGGACAUGGACGUGGACGUGGACGUGGACAUGGACGUGGACAUGGACGUGGACUUGGCCGUGGACGUGGUCGUGGACGUGGACGUGGACGUGGACAUGGACGUGGACGUGGACGUGGACGUGGACUUGGACGUGGACAUGGACAUGGACGUGGAAGUGGACGUGGACGUGGACGUGGACGUGGACAUGGACGUGGACGUGGACAUGGACAUGGACGUGGACAUGGACGUGGACGUGGACGUGGACGUGGACGUGGACAUGGACGUGGACGUGGACGUGGACGUGAACGUGGACGUGGUCGUGGACGUGGACGUGGACAUGGACGUCGACGUGGACGUGGACGUGGACGUGGACGUGGACGUCGACGUGGACAUGGACCUGGACGUGGACGUGGACGUGGACGUGGACGUGGUCAUGGACGUGGACGUGGACGUGGACAUGGACGUGGACGUGGACGUGGACGUGGACAUGGACGUGGACAUGGACGUGGACGUGGACGUGGACAGGGACGUGGACGUGGACGUGGACGUCGACAUGGACGUGGACGUGGACAUGGACAUGGACAGGGACGUGGAUGUGGACGUGGACGUGGACGUGGACGUGGUUGUGGACGUGGACGUGGACGUGGACAUGGAGGUGGACGUGGACGUGGACAUGGACGUGGACGUGGACAUGGACGUGGAUGUUGACGUGGACGUGGACAUGGACGUGGUCGUGGACAUGGAGGACUUGGACGUGGACGUGGACGUGGACGUGGACGUGGACAUGGACGUGGUCGUGGACGUGGACGUAGACGUGGACGUGGACGUGGAUGUGGACUUGGACGUAGACAUGGACGUGGACAUGGACGUCGACGUGGACAGGGACGUGGACGUGGACGUGGACGUCGACAUGGACGUGGACGUGGAGGUGGACGUGGACGUGGACGUGGACGUGGACAUGGACGUGGACGUGGACGUGGACGUGGUCGUGGACGUGGACGUGGACCUGAACGUGGACGUGGACGUGGAGGACUUGAACGUGGACGUGGACGUGGACAUGGACGUGGACGAGGACGUGGACAUGGACGUGGACGUGGACGUAGACGUGGACGUGGAUGUGGACGUGAACGUGGAUGGAAGUGGACGUGGACGUGGACGAGGACGUCGACAUAGACGUGGCAUGGACAUGGAGGUGGACGUGGACAGGGACGUGGACGUGGACGUGGACGUCGACAUGGACGUGGACGUGGAGGUGGACGUGGACGUGGACGUGGACAUGGACGUGGACGUGGACAUGGAUGUGGACGUGGACGUGGUCGACGUGGACGUGGACGUCGACGUGGACAUGGACGUGGACAUGGACGUGGACGUGGACAUGGACGUGGACGUGGACGUGGACAUGAACGUAGACGUGGACGUGGACGUGGACGUGGACAUGGAGGUGGACGAGGACGUGGACAUGGACGUGGACAAGGACGUGGACAUAGACGUGGACGUGGACAUGGACGUGGACGUGGACGUGGAUGUCGACAUGGACGUGGACGUGGAGGUGGACGUGGACGUGGACGUGGACGUGGACGUGGACAUCGACCUGGACGUGGACGUAGACAUGGACGUGGACGUGGACGUGGAUGUGGACAUGGACGUGGAGAUGGACGUGGACAUGGACGUGGACGUAGACGUGGACGUGGACAUGGACGUGGACGUGGACGUAGACGUGGACGUGGACGUGGACAUGGACGUGGACGUGGACGUGUACGUGUACGUGGACGUGGAUGUGGACGUGGACAUAGACGUGGACGUGGACGUGGACGUGGACAUGGACGUGGACGUGGACGUGGACAUGGACGUGGAUGUGGACAUGGACGUGGACGUGGACGUGGAGGUGGACGUGGACAUGGACGUGGACGUGGACAUGGACAUGAACGUGGACAUGGACGUGGACGUGGACAUGGACGUGGACAUGGACGUUGACGUGGACGUGGACGUGGGGACAUAG